Fusarium subglutinans is the source of this 1188-nucleotide messenger RNA. RefSeq lists its product as uncharacterized. The transcript is spliced from 2 exons. The coding region runs from base 1 to 1188 and encodes 395 amino acids. The record is from RefSeq and is a predicted model, not a curated record. Lineage: Eukaryota; Fungi; Ascomycota; Sordariomycetes; Hypocreales; Nectriaceae.
AUGGCCCCAAAGUCUAUCGUUUGCCUCAUUCUAGGCUGUGCCCUCUUAGGAGGCUAUGCUAGCAUGGGGACUUCAUACCGUCACGGCUUCUUUGACGCUGUUCGGGACUGCAUCACCAACGCAAAGUCGCUCGACGGAAGCUCACUAUGUCCUUUGGACAUGUCAGACUCGAUCUCUCGGAAACUCACGGGCUACCAAGCAGUCGACGAGCCGGUGAUGCUGCUCCUGGAGUUCUUCGCUCAAGGGCUCAAGAAGCAUCCUGACAGUAAGGGCGUGGACCUUGAGGCCCUUCUGGCUUUUGUGUACUUGGCAGCGCAGUUCUGUGGUGCUUGGUAUCUUAUAGCCCUUGAAGGGCUGAGAUUUGGCAACCGUGGAACAAUUUUGAGUUGGACCGGAACAUUCGGUAUCGUCUUUCAAUCCGUCACAAUAACAAUCAUUGCUCCCAUAUAUCUCACUCUUCAACUCCUUCUCUCACCAACGAUCCCCCAACAAGCAUAUCUAUUGGCCGACCCGUGCGACCUGAGCCUCCUCCCGAUAUCGACAAUUAUAUCUUACAUUGUGCCAACUAUUGGUCUGUGCUUGCCGCUGAUCUUCGAUGUCUCGAGGGAGGCCAAGUUUAUCGCCGUGGCUCUUUGGCAACCCUUUCCGUUGUACCAGACUGCCAUACAGCGAGUAUCCCGCUUGGUCUGUUGGUCUCGCCGGGGCAAGGCCAACAACACUGCUCAUAUCGACCCGAGAGCCUGUAGGAAGGCUAUGAAUCGUGCAUACCGCUUCAUUACAACCCUGACGGUCGCAGUACACUUGGGUAUAUUCGGGACAAUUCUCACUUCUUCCAUGGACCUUACAGACAAUAUUUCCGGACAUCACAUCCUCGCGCUCACAUCGUUAACGAACCCUCCGACUCUGGCUUUACUUGACCCGCCUGUUUCUGCACUCCAAUCCAGGGAGAUUGUAGUCUCGUUCUUGCGAUGGGAUGUAUACUGUACCUGUCUAGCGAUGGUCAUCUGGACCAGCUAUCAACUCUACUCGGCACAAAGAGCCCCGAGUCGAGUGGUCAUAUGCUUCAAUACGAUUUGGUGGACGAUUCUGGGUGGACCAAUCUACCCAGCGUUACGGCAUCUUUGGGAAAGAGAUGCGAUGGUGCUGGACCGCAUGGAGCUUUUCAGCUCAUCACUGAAGAUUGAGUAA